Molecule: messenger RNA, 730 nt
Organism: Umbelopsis ramanniana AG
Lineage: Eukaryota; Fungi; Mucoromycota; Umbelopsidomycetes; Umbelopsidales; Umbelopsidaceae
Exons: 7
Coding region: 12-503 (163 amino acids)
Biological process (GO): mRNA 5'-splice site recognition; spliceosomal snRNP assembly; mRNA splicing, via spliceosome
Cellular component (GO): nucleus; U1 snRNP
Molecular function (GO): pre-mRNA 5'-splice site binding; zinc ion binding
Source: RefSeq, a predicted model, not a curated record
CAGAAUUCCACAUGCCCAAGUACUAUUGUGAGUACUGUGAUAUUUUCCUCACACACGACAGUUCAUCUGUUCGGAAAGCACACAAUGCAGGAAAAGCACACGUUGCCAAUGUUCGAAACUACUAUGCUGAAUUAGGUCAGGAUAAGGCACAGUCUAUCAUUGACGAAAUCACAAAGGCUUAUGAAGGCGCUGGAGGACCUGGUGGUAUACCGGCUCAAUAUGCUGGCUAUCCCCCACCUCCAAUGUUUGGUGGACCAGGGUUCCGACCACCUAUGGGCCCGCCGCCAGGAAUGCGCGGUCCACCACCACAAGGAUUCCCCGGUGGCCCUCCACCUGGCGUCUCACCAAAUGGACCUCCUCCAAUGGGUCAUGGCCCCUAUGGUCAGCGACCUCCCCCUCCUCAAUUCUAUGGUGGCCCAGGCGGACCUCCUCCACCAAAUGGAUAUGGACCUCCGCCCGGUGGUCAAGACAUGCGAGGACCACGACCAGUCGAUGGUCCUUGAUUUACCUAUUCAAUUGUAGAUACGCGACGGAAUAAACCAUAAAAAUGCCUUCUUCCUUCUUUUUUUUUUUUUUUUACAGAGAUGCAUCGACAAAUCCAUCAUUUUUACUGUUGUUCAGAUGUUAUUCAGAAUAAUACAAUCAUUUGAAAGGGAUACAAAUGUUGGGGAGUGUGUGCGGGGGGUAACGCUGUCCGCUUGACGGGACAAAGUAUGAAAAGAGGUCACAG